Hyla sarda is the source of this 11071-nucleotide messenger RNA. RefSeq names its product Snf2 related CREBBP activator protein (gene SRCAP). NCBI's taxonomy places the organism in Eukaryota, Metazoa, Chordata, Amphibia, Anura, Hylidae. The transcript has 32 exons. Gene Ontology annotation, cellular component: Swr1 complex. The record is from RefSeq and is a predicted model, not a curated record. Bases 158 to 10486 code for a protein of 3442 amino acids. Gene Ontology annotation, molecular function: ATP hydrolysis activity; histone binding; ATP-dependent chromatin remodeler activity.
UAUCUCCCUUCUCUCCUCCUAGUGCUUCAAGCAAGUGUGAAGGCCUGAACUGGAGAGUCUGGCCCAUGAUGAGGCAGCAUCCCAGCAUGCCCUGCAGCGAGUCACAAGCCCUCUACUGGAGUACCGAGAGAGAGGAGAGUCUGCUGGACGCCCCACAAUGGAGCCCUGCCCGCCCCGCAGGCACAUGCCGGCAUCGGACGUAUUGACCAGCGUCGACCCCCCAAUGUCUCCAGAUUCAAGUGGGGAGCUGUCUCCGUUUGACCUUUCAGGGGACAUUGGGGACCUUUGCUCUGGCGACCCAUUAGAUGAUGGACUGGAGGGGAACCAACAAGAUGGCUCAGCAGGUCAGAAAUGGGAUAAUCACACGGAGAUUGCAGAGCAGGCAAAACAUGAAGCAGAGAUCGAGAAUAGAAUAGCAGAGCUACGUAAGGAGGGCUUCUGGACCCCACGGCGCCUAUCAAAAUUUCCAGAACCUACUCGUCCAAAAGUGCUUUGGGACUAUUUGUGUGAGGAGAUGCAAUGGCUAGCUGCGGACUUUGCUCAAGAGCGGCGCUGGAAGAGAGGCGUGGCCAGGAAGGUUGUGAGGAUGGUGUGCCGACACCACGAGGAGCUAAAACAGAAGGAGGAGAGAGCCCGGAGAGAAGAGCAGGCCAAGCUGAGGCGCAUCGCCACCUCCAUUGCUAAAGAAGUGCGGCAGUUCUGGAGUAACGUGGAGAAGGUGGUGCAGUUUAAGCAGCAGUCCCGUCUGGAGGAGAAGAGGAAGAAGGCUCUGGACCUGCAGCUGGACUUCAUUGUUGGCCAGACUGAGAAGUACUCCGACCUUCUGAGCCAGAGUCUAAGUGAAGCUAAUCCUGUCAGUAAGACGGGCUCCUCCUGUGUGGGGUCAUCUCAGGGGGGCUCGCUCAGGACCAGUCCUGCCCCGUCCAUUUGCCAGAAAGUGCUAGAAGGAGAUGGGGAGUUUCUCCCUCAUGAGGCUGAAGGUGAGGAGGAGGAUGAUGAGGAGACCAUAGAGAUAGAGGAGCAGCAGGAGGGGAAUGAUGCUGAGGCUCAUCGUCUGGAGCUGGAACUUCUAAAACGAGAGAGUGAGCUACCCCUGGAUGAGCUGCUGCAGAACCUCCCCCCCGAGAUCCUGCAGGAUGACUCUCCCAUGCAGGAUACGGUUUCUAGUGAUGAGGACACUGAGGAGGAGGAAGAGGAGGCAGAAGAGAAGGUGGAGGAGGAAGAUGAUGAGUUCACAGCCAAUGAGGACGAAGCUGAGGAUGAGGAGGACACCAUCGCUGCAGAGGAGGAGAUGGCAGGACAGCAGGAUCAUGCUGCGGAGCUCUCCCAGCUGGCCAGAGAAGGGGAGAUGUCCUUAGAUGAGCUUCUGCUGAAAUACUCUGUGCUGCCAUCAGAGCAAGAGAGCGCUAGUGUGAGCGAGCCGGACAGUGUGGAAAAUGCGGAGGACUACGAGUCUUCAGGUUGUGACUCCUCGGACUGUGAAUCUGAAGGAGUGGAAUUUCUGAUCAAACUAGAUGAGGCUGACCCCGGCAUUGACCACCCGCAGUGCCACCCCCCUGAGCCCAAGGAGGAGAUCACCGACAUUGCUGCCACCGCCGAAUCUCUGCAGCCCAAGGGGUACACACUGGCCACCACUCAGGUGAAGACCUCGGUCCCGUUUCUUCUGCGGGGGGAACUGCGGGAAUACCAGCACAUAGGCCUGGAGUGGAUGGUGACCAUGUAUGAGAAGAAGCUGAAUGGGAUUCUGGCCGAUGAGAUGGGGCUCGGGAAAACCAUUCAAACCAUCUCCCUCCUGGCCCAUCUGGCCUGUGAACGUGGGAAUUGGGGUCCUCAUCUGAUCAUUGUGCCCACCAGCGUCAUCCUCAACUGGGAAAUGGAACUGAAGCGAUGGUGUCCUAGUUUUAAAAUACUCACGUAUUAUGGUUCCCAGAAGGAGCGUAAACUUAAGAGACAGGGAUGGACGAAGGCGAACGCUUUCCAUGUGUGCAUCACGUCGUACAAGCUUGUCCUGCAGGACCACCAGGCCUUCCGCAGGAAGAACUGGAAGUAUCUGAUCCUGGAUGAGGCUCAAAACAUCAAGAACUUUAAGUCUCAGCGCUGGCAGAGUCUCCUGAACUUCAACAGUCAGAGGCGGCUGCUGCUCACCGGGACCCCCCUGCAGAACUCCCUGAUGGAGCUGUGGUCGCUCAUGCAUUUCCUGAUGCCUCAUGUCUUCCAGUCUCACCGAGAGUUUAAGGAAUGGUUCUCCAAUCCAUUGACCGGCAUGAUUGAGGGGAGCCAGGAGUACAACGAGGGUCUAGUGCGCAGACUGCACAAGGUAUUACGGCCAUUCCUCCUCCGCAGGAUAAAGGUGGAUGUGGAGAAGCAGAUGCCCAAAAAAUACGAGCACGUCAUCUACUGUCGCUUGUCCAAGCGCCAGCGAUUCCUGUACGACGACUUCAUGUCCCAAGCAGCGACACGGGAGACUCUGGCCAGCGGACAUUUUAUGAGUGUGAUAAACAUCCUCAUGCAGCUCCGCAAGGUGUGUAACCAUCCCAACCUGUUUGACCCUCGUCCGAUCCAUUCGCCCUUCAUUACCAGCGGCAUCUGCUACACCGUUCCUUCCUUGGUUCUUCGUGCUCUGCAGUGCCACCCACUCGAGCACAUAGACAUGGCAUUGUUUGACCUCGUCAACAUGGAGGGACAAGUCAGUCGCUAUGAGCUGGACGAUUUCCUGCCCCAGUACAAGCAGUCGCGCUCCCUGAUCCAGGAGAUUGCUGAUUCCCCGGAGCCUCCUCCUAGACCGCGGCCUCUUAAGAUGAAGGUGAACAGGAUGCUGCAGCCUGUGAAGUCGGAUCCGCGCUCUGUAGUUGUGAACAAUUCUCGUCCGGUUCUUCACAAGCCUCAGGAUGUUCUUCCCGCCCCGGCCGCCCCCUUCCCAUUGACUCCUAGUAACUGUCCUGCACCCGCUCCACCCGUGCCCACCCCGAUUGCUCCAGGUCCUGUCCAGUCAUGUCCACCAGUGACCUCUGUGACUCCAGUGUCCAAUGGGGCAGGCAAGCCUGUUCCAGCCCAGACCCCUCAGCCUGUGUGCAGCGCCCCCCAGAGGCUGAUACUGACCCCAGACAUGCAGGCGAGGCUCCCUUCCGGAGAAGUGAUCAGCCUGGGGCAGUUGGCAUCUCUUAGUGGACGUCCCCUACAGAACCAGUCUGUCACAAAACCCCUCACUCUGCAGCUGCAGGGCACUAAGCUGACCCUUAGCGGUGCCCCGGUGCGUCCUCUGGGGGUGGCUCAGCCCCGGCCGGUGCAGGGUAAUGUGCUUCACCUGGUGUCUUCUGGAGGACAGCAUCAUCUGCUCAGCCAACCGGCUCAGCUCGCUCUCAUCCAAGCAUUGACCCAACAGGCAGCGUCCAGCGCUCCACCCGUGCCUCAACUGCUCCAGAAUAACACUCAAGGGCAGAUCGGGGUCCAGGCCAUGUCCAUGCAGUCACUCCAGCACACUCUGCUGAACAGCUCCAACCUCCCAGCAGCCUCUCCUGGCCAGGCACCAUCCGCUGGUGUGGUGAAGAUCGUGGUAAGACAGUCCACCAGAGAGAUCCCAGCAUCUUCUCAGCGCCACCCUUUGGCCCCUGCUGUGCGCCCUCUUCUCAGAGUUGUUCAGGGUCCUUCUGCAGAGCAGUCCGCUGUCAGAGAAGGGGCUGCAGAGCAGCGAGUGGCUCCGGUUGUGUCCACCUCCACCCUGACUCUGACUAACAGCUCUCUGCUGAUGAUGUCCAACCCAACGCUGACUGCACGGCUGCCUUCCCCCAACUCUGCUCAGCCUGGUGUAGAGGAGUCUCCGGGCCCCCCUGUGUCCGGUGUGGCCUUACGGCUUCUCACCACCUCGGCAGCCAUGCAGCUCACCAACCACCACUCUCCUCCUCCUAGAUUUACACAGAGUCCUGCUCUUCCCAACUGCGCUUCUGUCCCCGCACAUUUGUCAUUCCCGGACCCUUCCCCCAUAAAGUCAGUGCUAAAUCCAGAUGGUGUCGGCAGCGGUGCCUUGGACGCACCGUCUGUCCAGAAUGGGAAUGAUACCGCCAUCCAGGUGUCUCCGGCUUUCACAGCCCCCACCGCAGCUGCAGACAGUCCCCUGUAUGUUAACCUUAUCCCAAACCCACCAUCUCCCACUUCCAAUAUCCCCAAAAUGGCCCCUGCCACCCCCACAUACAACCUGAGUUUAGUGCCUACCCUCCUAGCUAAUUCUGCUCCCAGCACAGUGUCCAGCUCUUAUCCUAUCCCACGUUUUCUGACCAGUCCGGUGUCUCUGCUGACUCUGUCCCCUCUUUCCUCAAGUAACAGUGGUCCCAGCCAGGUCCUGUACACACAUCCCAAUGCCAGCGCCUUCCCAGCAGCCUCGGUGUCUGCCUCAUUGUCUGCCUCAUUACCAUUACUGGCAGCACCGGUGUCAUUUACAGCUCCUCUACCCGUGUCCACCACCUCCCAAACUUCAUUGUCUUCUCCUCUGUCUGUUGUGGAGACUCCAUCCCAGCAACCCCGACCGCUUGUGUCACCGGUGUCCGGGCAUUGUAGUCUGUCCACCGCCUCCCCCCUCCCUCUAAUAUCUGCCCCGACUGCUGCCUCAUCACUUGCCCCCCUGCCUGUGCGGUCUGCCCCAUCAUCUGCCCCCCUCUCUAUGCUGUCUGCCCCAUCAUCUGCCCCCCUCCCUGUGCGGUCUGCCCCAUCAUCUGCCCCCCUCCCUGUGCGGUCUGCCCUAUCGCCUGCCCCCCUCCCUGUGCGGUCUGCCCCAUCGCCUGCCCCCCUCCCUGUGCUGUCUGCCCCAUCGCCUGCCCCCCUCCCUGUGCUGUCUGCCCCAUCGCCUGCCCCCCUCCCUGUGCUGUCUGCCCCAUCGCCUGCCCCCCUCCCUGUGCUGUCUGCCCCAUCGCCUGCCCCCCUCCCUGUGCUGUCUGCCCCAUCGCCCGCCCCCCUCCCUGUGCUGUCUGCCCCAUCGCCCGCCCCCCUCCCUGUGCUGUCUGCCCCAUCGCCCGCCCCCCUCCCUGUGCUGUCUGCCCCAUCGCCCGCCCCCCUCCCUGUGCUGUCUGCCCCCCUCCCUGUGCUGUCUGCCCCAUCGCCCGCCCCCCUCCCUGUGUUGUCUGCCCCAUCGCCCGCCCCCCUCCCUGUGCUGUCUGCCCCCCUCCCUGUGCUGUCUGCCCCAUCGCCCGCCCCCCUCCCUGUGCUGUCUGCCCCAUCGCCCGCCCCCCUCCCUGUGCUGUCUGCCCCAUCGCCCGCCCCCCUCUCUGUGCUGUCUGCCCCAUCAUCUGCCCCCCUCUCUGUCCUGUCUGCCCCCACUCCUGGUACCCUUUUGGCAGCCACAGCUUCUAUACUGGAGGGUCCCGGUAGCCAGCCCCUCAUCCUGUCCUCAGAUUCCGCCUCUGUACCUCUUCUAGAAGCCUCUGCGUCUGAUUCAUUGCCGUCUCUGGUCCUUAAUACAGCUCUUAAGUUGCCCUCUGUCGUCUCCUCUCCCGUGCCUCUGUUGUCUACCCCUGGCACAGGUCCUCUCUUGGCAUCUGCCAAGGUGCCCAUCCCUAUAGUUAGCGCUGCGUCCGCCUCACGCAUGCUCUCAGUUUCUCAAGCAUCGUCUCUUCCUUUGUUGGCCUCUGCUGGCUCCCCCUGUGACCCGGUCUCCUCACAUUCCAUACUGAUCCCUGCCCCUAUAGCGUUGGCAUCGUUGAGGCAUUCUGCCCCUGUCACCUCACUCACGUUCACCACCUCUGGUUCUCUCAGUUCAGUAGCAUCAUCCACCUCUAUUCCUGCUGUGGUGACGAAGAUAAGCUCCGUGCCCUCUGUACCAGCUGAUACCCAGGUGGGCUUGGUUCCUCCUCUGGAGGCCACUGAUGUAAUGCCUGGCUUAACCCAGUCUCAUCUACCUUGUUUAUCUCUCAGGAUUCCCGCUCCACAACCCUCCUUGCCGGUGUCCACACAGUCCCCAUCAUUGCCAGCAUCUGCUCCAGCCCCCAUGCCCCCCAUGCCAGCUUCCACUCCCAUUCCUUUGCCCCUGUUGCCAGCCUCCACCCCCUCUCCUGUGUCCUCCUUGCCGCCAUCUUCCUUUGAUCCGUCCUCUCUGUUACUGGUUCCAACCUCUGACCUGUCGUCAUCCAUUCCUCCCUGCACUCCUCCGGCUGCCCCCCCAUCCCUGCUGCCCCCUCCUUCGGCCCCCCAUCCCCUGGUCAUCUCCAUUUCUGCCCCCCUGACAUUGUCAGCUUCGUCCCCUUCUUUAGGAGUUUCUGCUCAUUCUCACAUUCCUCUGGUCACUGCCCCAGUGCUGCCCCCCCAGUCCUCAGCUGCUGGCCUGCUUCCCAGUAGUUCACCUAAGGCUUUUCCAUUGGUGCCCCACCCCUCAGCAGAUGCUAGUGUGUCCCCCUCCCCCACAUCGGUCACUACAGACACCAAGCCCCCCACACUUCCCAGUCCUGUCAAUAGCCUCCCCCCAGCCUGUGCACAAGAGCCAUCUUUGUCCCUGUCGGUGGCUGACCCCCCAACAGUUACCCUGGGCUCCAUCGCAGAGUCUGACAGCAUAAGAGAAGGAGACGAGUCCCGACCACCGCACAAUGCUGCAUCCACGUGUGUAAGGCCACGCCGGCAGCUUCCGCCUCUUCCCCGCUCUCCUUUCUACUUGGAGCCGCUAGAGGAACGACGUAGGAAACAGAAGCUGGAGCGGCUGGAUCGGAUCUAUCAUCUGAAUGAGAGGAGAAGCAGCCUGGCCCCCAUCUAUGGCACCGAGGUGCUGCGGUUCUGCACCCUGCAGCCUGCUAUCCAGCAGAGCCACGCUUUACGUACUUGCAUGUUUACUGCAGCCGAGCGCUUGGAGCAGCUGGCUCCCGUCAUUGAGAGGUUUAUAUUUGCUAUGCCUCCUGUGGAGGCCCCACAGAUAACCCUUCACACCUCUCACCCUCCACCCUCCUUGGUCCUGGAAGAAUCGGUCUUCAAAGAUAAGCUAUCCCAGGAGCUGACCCCGCACACCCGCUGCCUCCAUCGCAUCAUCUCCAACAUGAGGACCCAGUUCCCUGAUCUUCGCCUUAUACAGUAUGACUGUGGAAAACUCCAGACCCUGGACCGUCUGCUGCGUCAGCUGAAAUCUGGCGGCCAUCGCGUUCUCCUUUUCACUCAGAUGACACGAAUGUUAGAUAUCUUGGAGCAGUUCCUGAAUUAUCACGGACACAUCUAUCUGCGCCUUGACGGAUCUACCCGUGUGGAGCAGAGACAGGUCCUGAUGGAACGGUUUAACAUGGACAAGCGCAUCUUCUGCUUCAUUCUGUCUACACGCAGUGGAGGAGUGGGGGUGAACCUGACCGGGGCUGACACGGUUAUCUUCUAUGACAGUGACUGGAAUCCCACAAUGGAUGCGCAGGCUCAGGACCGCUGCCACCGCAUUGGGCAGACGCGAGACGUGCACAUAUACAGACUUGUCAGUGAGAGAACAGUGGAAGAAAACAUUCUGAAGAAAGCCCAGCAGAAGCGGAUGUUGGGAGACAUGGCCAUCGAGGGCGGGAACUUCACUACAGCGUACUUCAAACAGCAAACGAUCAGGGAGUUGUUUGACAUGGAGGAUGCACCUCGCAAAGAAGCUGAAGUCCGCAAUGUAUCUCCAGACCCCAGUACUGAAGACGUGGGGGCAUCUCGCCAAGCCCACAUACUGGAGCAGGCGCUGUGUGGUGCGGAGGAUGAGGAGGACACCCUGGCUGCCUCUUUGGUUCGAGCAGAGCAGGUGGCAGACCUGGCAGAAUUUAAUGAAAAUGUUCCUUUGGAUCCAGAAGAAGAGGAGCAAAGCCGUGCAGAGCAGGAGAUUUCUGCUUUGGUGGAACAGCUGACGCCCAUCGAGAGGUAUGCCAUGUACUUUCUAGAAGCGUCAUUAGAAGAAGUCAGUAAGGAGGAGCUGAAGCAGGCAGAGGAGCAGGUAGAAGCUGCCCGUAAAGACCUUUUCCUUGCCAAGGAUGAUGUAGGACUGAUGACUGAAGAUAAAUGGGAUGAAGAAUCCAGGAGAAGCCGUAAAGUGAAAACUCCAGUGCCCAGCAGACCCUCGGAACGUGUUGGUGUCCGCAUGAGUGAAAGGCUGAGAGGAAGCAAACUGGCUGAAAAUUUGGACCACACAGAGAACCUAACCAUUCCAGACACCGCACCCCCAUCCCAGGAAGAGCAGGAUGUAAGUUUAUCCUCCACCACCAGCAAUCCGACCACUCCAAAACCAGAUGCUGCCAGUCCAAGCACAGACACCAUGGCCAGCCAGGCUCCUACAGUGGACCCACUCUCCACUACAUUGCCUCCUAGUGGCCCAUCUGAGGACGACAGUGUUCAUGAAGUCGAACUUAAGACAGAAGAUGCAGAGGUCACUGCAUCCCGAAAUGUUGCUGAAUCAGAGUCUGUUCCAGGCAGUCCUGUUGGUACUUUUUCAGGCAGCCCAGAGGAUGCGGUACCAGGCAGCCCAGAGGAUGCGGUACCAGGCAGCCCCGUAAGCGCUGUGCCAGGCAGCCCCGUAAGCGCUGUGCCAGGCAGCCCCGUAAGCGCUGUGCCAGGCAGCCCCGUAAGCGCUGUGCCAGGCAGCCCCGUAAGCGCUGUGCCAGGCAGCCCCGUAAGCGCUGUGCCAGGCAGCCCCGUAAGCGCUGUGCCAGGCAGCCCCGUAAGCGCUGUGCCAGGCAGCCCCGUAAGCGCUGUGCCAGGCAGCCCCGUAAGCGCUGUGCCAGGCAGCCCCGUAAGCGCUGUGCCAGGCAGCCCCGUAAGCGCUGUGCCAGGCAGCCCCGUAAGCGCUGUGCCAGGCAGCCCCAUGGAUGUAGUCCCUGGCAGCCCGGUGAGCGCUGUGCCAGAAGAACCUACACCACCCCGCACACCUCACAGCAGCCCGGUGAGCGCUGUGCCAGAAGAACCUACACCACCCCGCACACCUCACAGCAGCCCGGUGAGCGCUGUGCCAGAAGAACCUACACCACCCCGCACACCUCACAGCAGCCCGGUGAGCGCUGUGCCAGAAGAACCUACACCACCCCGCACACCUCGCAGAAAAGUCUUUGCAGAUUCGGAGAUUACACUUGCUGGGGCUACAGAGGCCUCACCCACUGCAAAGGUGCUGAGACGGCUGCCAGGGCGACUUGUUACUGUGGUACAAGACCGGCUUCCCACUCCCCGCCGUCACUACAGAGGAAGGGGCCAACAUACUGUCACCGAGAAUGACUGUCAGAGUCCCGAUAGGCCUGGCCCUCCGAGCCCUCCCCAUGAAUACUUAUCAGAAGAGACUUCAGAAACAGGGAGCCCCCCACCAAAGCGAAAGAGAGGAAGGCCCCCCAAAACAAGAGCAGACAUCUCACCAACCAGUGUCCCUAUAGAUGUGCCCCCUGUGGAUGCCUCUCUCCACAUCUCUCAUGACCCAGGCGCUGUAGCUCAAGGAGCCCCAAUGGACUUGGCUCCUCCUGCUGUGGUAGUUCAGACACCUGCUAGUCCACCUUGUUCCUUCAAAAUUAACUCUGACAGUGAAAGUGGAUCCCCUAUUGAGAAAAGAAAGAGAGGACGACCUCCUAAAAGGCGUGAAGUGUCUCCCAUUGUUGCCACCCCUAUGUCACCCAAAACACUUGAAGCACCUCUCAGUGUUGCUUCACAAGCCUCCACUAAAGUCUGUGAAGAGCCCUCAUUUGCUUCACCAUCGUCCAACAAGAAAUGUCAAGAGCCUAUAGAUGUUGCAUUACCUUUGUCUCACAGAGACCGUACACCUGAGACUCCUGUGCAGGAAAGAAAAGUGGCAAAAGUCUUUGGUGCAUACAGUGAAUCGUCUUUACCGCAGCCUGGCCCCUCUGCUGACUCCAUCAUUCCCAGUGUAUCUUCCAACAUUCCGGUGGUGUCCGCCGAAGCUACAAGCAGCAGCGGUGUAGAGGAGCCCAUGUCCCCACCAAAGCGUAAACGUGGCCGCCCACCCAAGCCUCGUCCUGUGCCCAAAGUAGACUCCAGUCCCACGUUGCAGAAUGACAGGAUAGACAGUUCUCCAGAACGAUCCCCCAGUCCCCAAAUCACACGGACUUCUCUACAAAGGAAAUGCAAACCACUUAAGGCUGAGCCCCAUGACACCAGGGAGCAGAGCUCCUCCCUAGCUGACACUGAUGACUCCUCAGAUGAGGAGGUGACUGUAAGGACCCCUCUUACCCGUAGUGCCAGGACUAGACUACAGACCACAAGUCCCACACCUCCGGCAAUCUUACCCAGCUCUACUUUAUCUUCCAAAAAAUCCCGUGGACGUUCUCCCCGUGCUGCCCCUGUCCAACAAAACCUUCCCACAAAAAAACGAAAGCCACCUAGUGUGAGUUCUCCCAGCCCAUCGUCAUCAUCCCCACACGGCAGCUCCAGCGAAGGCCGGAAGCGCCCUUGUCCCCCCACAGAGCGCAUUCUGCGCAGCUCCCUUACUGCCAACCCUGCCAGCAACACUCGCUCAUCACGCUCCCCUCUCCUCAAUUCUCCCAAUAGCCACAGAGGCAGGAAGGCCAAAACGUGAGUUGCUGGGCGUGGAUGUGGCCAUUGUGUUUUCUUUGGCGAGAAGCCUCCUUGACAAAUAACUUGGAGAAUAAGAAAGAGGGCCCCAGGUUGACCCCCAUUUUGUUUUGGGACUUGCUGAGUGUUGGCUGUGUAUCUGCAGCCCCGGUUAUGAGGAUCACAAUCUAUGCAAGAGGAUGGGACAGACGGGACUUUGGGCACUACUACGUUCUCACUGGUGGUGUGGAUUGUCAGGCCCUGUAGUAUUAGGUGUCCCUGAGGGCUGGGCAUGUCAUGGGCACUCACAGCCUCUGGACUUGUUUCUACAGAAGUUCCUGUAUUUCUUUCAUGAAAAUAAAGUGUUGAGUAAAGUGCGUUGUGUGUUCUGAGGCCCGUCUGUCAAGUGAGCACUGGCCGGAUCGGAACGCAGGUCCGGAUCCUGCUAAAGGGAAUCUGUCAGGACCUGUAUGAUUUUACCUUGUUUUAGCAGUCUGGUUUGAUUCCUAGAACUUGCGAUGCACAUGAAAUUCUAUAUUUUUGUCUCUUGUAUCGUUGGAAUAAAGUUGAUAGUGUCGCCUACCUCUCCCUCAUCUCCUUGCUGCCUUCU